AUGGCUUCUGCGCUGGCUGAAGCGCCCAAGGUGCUCAACGGCCACGUCCCAGGCGACAUGAUGAGCGGCAUCACCACGACCAGCAACGGCAAUGAAAACGGGAAUGAGAACAACCAGCAAAAGAGGCCUGCCAAGAGGCAAAACCCCGGCAACAACCGUGCGUGGAAGCAGAAGAAGACCAAGCGGGAGAAGAACAUCACCGAGGGAUCCAUUGAGGAAGUCCUCAAGUACGACAUCGAGGCGCUGCUGGCCUCGCGCAAAUCUCAGUCUGACGCCGAAGUCGACGCAAAUGCUGAGGAUGAUGUUCCCGAACUAUACGCUGAGACCGAGGUCGAAGUCCUGUCGCUCUCGUCCACCGGCGACGGCCUCGCCAUGCGCGCCGGCUCUGACCAGGUCUACAUCGUGCCCUUCACCGUCCCCGGCGACAUAGCCCGGAUCAAGAUCUACCGGCACGUGCGCGACGAGAAGCAAUCCUUCGCCGACUUCGUCUCCAUCGUCAAGCCUUCGUCCCUGCGAGACGACGCCCGCAUCCAGUGCAAGUACUUCGCCUCGUGUGGCGGCUGCCAGUUCCAGAUGCUCGACUACUCCGAGCAGCUCCUCCACAAGAAGCGCAUCGUCGACCGCGCCUUUCGCAACUUCUCCAACCUCGCCCCGGAGGUCGUCCCCGCCAUCAACGACACCAUUGGCAGCCCCCUGCAGUACGGCUACCGCACCAAGCUGACGCCGCACUUUGAUGGCCCCCCGGGCUUCCGCCAUAACAAGCGCGGCAAGAACCCCAGGACGCCCUUCGGAUCAUGCCCGGACAUCGGCUUUAUGCAAAAGGGUCGCCGCAAGGUCAUAGACAUCGAGGACUGCCCUAUCGGUACCAACGCUGUGCGUCUCGGCAUGGGACGAGAGCGAGAGCGCAUGCACAAGGACUUUGCCGAUUACCAGCGCGGUGCCACUAUUCUCCUUCGCGAGGACACCAAGCGUCUCCCCAAGGAUAGCGACGAGAUUCCCCAGGGCGAAGUCCCCCCAUAUACGGUCCGCGUCGACAACGACGACACCGUCGACCUCAAGACGUGCAUCACCGACUCCAAAGCCACUACCACCGAGUACAUCGGCGACUACCUAUUCACCAACCCGGCGGGCUCCUUCUUCCAGAAUAACAACUCCAUCCUCCCCAAAUUCACAAGCUACAUCCGCGACCGCAUCCUCCCGCCCUCAGGCAACAUCAAGUACCUCAUCGACGCCUACUCGGGCUCCGGCCUCUUCACAAUCACCCUGGCCUCGCUGUUCGAGCACUCCAUCGGCAUCGACAUCGCCGCCGACUCCAUCGCCUCGGCCGGCCGCAACGCCGCGCUCAACGGCAUGGGCGAGGACCGCUGCAAGUUCAUCGCCGCCGACGCUGGCGAGCUCUUCAAGAGCGUCUCCUACAACGCCGACGAGACCGUCGUUGUCCUCGACCCGCCUCGAAAGGGCUGCGACGCCUCCUUCCUCUCCCAGCUGCGCCGCUUCGGGCCCCGCCGCGUCGUCUACGUCAGCUGCAACGUGCACACGCAGGCUCGCGACGUGGGCGUCUUGGUGCGCGGCGAGGGCGAGGGCGAGCGGUAUGAGAUCGAGAGCCUGGUCGGCUUCGACUUCUUCCCGCAGACGGGACACGUGGAGGGCGUUGCGAUUCUCAACAGGGUUGAUACCAAGGCGUAA
This is a messenger RNA of Ilyonectria robusta, 1686 nucleotides long. Its product is annotated as S-adenosyl-L-methionine-dependent methyltransferase. The coding region runs from base 1 to 1686 and encodes 561 amino acids. The transcript has a single exon. Gene Ontology annotation, biological process: tRNA processing. The record is from RefSeq and is a predicted model, not a curated record. Lineage: Eukaryota; Fungi; Ascomycota; Sordariomycetes; Hypocreales; Nectriaceae. Gene Ontology annotation, molecular function: tRNA (uracil(54)-C5)-methyltransferase activity, S-adenosyl methionine-dependent.